Cucumis sativus (cucumber) is the source of this 1605-nucleotide messenger RNA. RefSeq names its product spermidine coumaroyl-CoA acyltransferase. The coding region runs from base 194 to 1549 and encodes 451 amino acids. NCBI's taxonomy places the organism in Eukaryota, Viridiplantae, Streptophyta, Magnoliopsida, Cucurbitales, Cucurbitaceae. The transcript is spliced from 2 exons. The record is from RefSeq and is a predicted model, not a curated record.
AAGAGUUUAUUAGAGAAGCAGUAUGCUCCACGUCGCGCCCAUUGGCAUUCACCACUCAGCAAAAAGCAACGUACCCCUGGCCCUAACCCCCACCAACCCCCGCUACCGAGUUCCGUUGCAAAAGUGAAAACGCACUACAAAAUCAAUAGAGAUCGGAUGCACCUUCAGCAACCAUAACUCGAACAAUACAGCCAUGCGAGUCACGGUAUCAGCAACCACUCCGGUUCUUCCUUCUCGGCCCACCUUCGCUCACAACCAUGUCCUCUUUCUUUCUCCUCUCGACACAGAUCCCAAUCUCCGUGUCAAUUUUCGUUACCUUCGGGCCUAUGUUUCCACCAACACCCCCCAAUCUCCUUCCCCUGAUCCCUUCGACGUCAUUGCCACUGCCCUCUCCUCCGCCCUUCUCCAUUACUAUCCCCUCGCCGGAACUCUUCGUCGUCACAGCCACCGUCUCGAGCUGUUCUGUGCACACGGUCAAGGCGUCCCUCUCAUUCGCGCCACUGUGGACUGUGAACUCGCGUCCGUUGAUUACCUCGAUAACCCGGAUGAAACUUUUGUGGAACAGUUGGUGCCCGAUCCGGACGAGAAUGAGGGGCUGAAUCACCCUUGUAUUCUACAAGUUACGCUCUUCGAAUGUGGUGGGUUCACUCUUGGAGCUUCCAUUCAUCAUUCUGUGUGCGAUGGACUUGGAGCAACUCAGUUUUUCAAUGCUGUGGCUGAAUUGGCUCGUGGAGCGAGGACGGUCUCGAUCGAGCCAGUCUGGGAUAGAGCAAAUUUGCUGGGCCCGAGGAAUCUGCCCCGAAUUGAGGCACCAAUCGGGGAAUUUUUGAGUUUAGAACAUGGAAAUUUACCCUACAGUCAAGAAGUUGGAGAGGUGGUGAGAGAGUGCUUCCCUGUUUCGGACGAUCAAUUGGAGAAGUUCAAAAGCAUUUUGUUCAAACAGUCUGGUUCUCGAUUCACCGCCUUUGAAGCCUUGGGUGCAUAUAUAUGGCGGGCCAAAGUAAAAGCCUCGGCAAUUGCAGGGAGUGAGAAAGUGAAAUUCGUGUAUUCAACGAACAUCCGUAAACAACUAAAACCGCCGUUGCCAGUGGGUUACUGGGGGAACGGUUGUGUUCCAAUUUACGUUACAGUCACUGCGGAGGAGCUCAGAGAGCAGCCCAUUUGGGAGACGGCGAUGAAGAUCCAGAAGAGCAAAAUCAAUAUAAAUGAUGGGUAUGUUCGGUCGUUCGUGGACUUCCAAGAGAUUCAUCGUGAGGAUGGAAUCACGGGGGGGAAAGAGGUGAGUGCGUUCACAGACUGGAGACAUUUGGGGCAUUCGACGGUGGAUUUUGGCUGGGGAGGUCCGGUUACGGUGUUGCCGGUUUCUCGUUUCCUUCUCGGAAGCGUAGAGCCUUGCUUUUUCUUGCCUCAUUCUUGUGCAACUUCAAGUGAGGCUGGUUUUAAGGUCUCCGUCACUUUGAGAAAAACCGCGAUGCCUUCUUUUAGGGAGGAGAUGAAGAAAUUCGGUGCUGAUCAUUUCGGGGUUGUUGACCUAAAUUCGCGACACUAAAUUAACGGAAUAAUAUAAAAGAAUUUCAGAAUAAUUUUUUUAUUUUGAUUUACUUU